AUGGCGGAGUUAAAUUGUGAAAACGAUAAAAACAAGUGCGAAAUGCGAGUUUCUGAAGGCAAAAAUUCAAAAGGAAGAUUUGUAAGUUCGGGAAAGUUCAAAGAAAAUUUAGAUAAGGUUGCAGUGAUGCAAAAAGGAAAGAUUUUAAACGAGCGAAAAAGGAAAUUGGCGGUGUGCAACGACGAAAACGAGAGGGCAAGCGACGACGAUACAUCAAAGACAACGUUAAAGAGGCCGAAAAGGCAACAACAGGUAACAGUAAAUUUUUUUCACAAAGUAAGUUUUCUUUUGUAUUUUCACGUUAUAUUUUUCCAGUCUAAAAUAAGUUAUCAUUGUUAUGCUUUAUAGACAACUAGCCGACUUGUCGGGUCGAGAGUAGUUGAUAUCGACACAUUGAAAAAAGGACUGUCAAAAUGUUUAGCUUGCGGUAAAGGUAUGAACUUACAAGCUAUAAAUAAAUCUUAUAUAAUAAAAAUACAAUAA
Paramuricea clavata is the source of this 483-nucleotide messenger RNA. The record is from the annotation of a GenBank genome assembly. Lineage: Eukaryota; Metazoa; Cnidaria; Anthozoa; Malacalcyonacea; Plexauridae.